AUGUCCGACCUAUCGCAGACCCCCACCAACUCUGUUACUCCUCAGUCCCCCUCCGCCGACGACUUCCAGGCUCUCAAGGAAAAGGUCAUCGAGCUCGAGCGGCAACUCGCCGAGCUCAGAGGCACCAUCGACCCCGACUCCUUCAACAAGCGGUUCUCCGACGCUAUAACUGACUCGCAUAAGGAGCUCUGCCGAGUCCUUACUUGGCAGUACGUCUCGAUCUGUCGGCGUCUCCUUAUCAUCGAAGGUCGUCUAGAUAUCCCCGAUUCGUACAUUUCUUGUGUCGUGCCGGUCGAUUUUAGAUGCCAUGAUCUUGUCGUCACUGUCCCAGAAAUCACCGUCGCGGACUUUGCCAGGCGCCCCAUGCCGUUUGCGCUCAUGCCCGACCCUACGCGACGCUUCACCCGGGCCAGUUCUUCGUCGGUCAGGUAG
Molecule: messenger RNA, 432 nt
Organism: Microbotryum saponariae
Lineage: Eukaryota; Fungi; Basidiomycota; Microbotryomycetes; Microbotryales; Microbotryaceae
Source: the annotation of a GenBank genome assembly